Molecule: messenger RNA, 1455 nt
Organism: Cercospora beticola
Lineage: Eukaryota; Fungi; Ascomycota; Dothideomycetes; Mycosphaerellales; Mycosphaerellaceae
Source: RefSeq, a predicted model, not a curated record
AUGGCAGAAGAAAUCGCAGCAGAUUACCUGGUGGUUGGCGCCGGAGCAAUGGGGUUGGCUUUUGUGGAUACAAUGCUCAGCGAUACCAAAGAUACUAAGAUAAUUAUCGUCGACCGCUAUGAUCGACCUGGAGGCCACUGGACUACAGCAUAUCCUUUCGUGAGGCUACAUCAGCCUUCAGCCUUUUACGGAGUGAAUUCACGGAAUCUCGGAGAGAACAAAAUUGACAAAGUUGGCCUCAACAAAGGUCUUGCGGAGUUGGCUACCGUUGACGAGAUCUGUGGAUAUUAUAACAUUGUUAUGCAUCAAACUUUCCUCGCUUCGGGUCGGGUCAAAUACUUUCCCAAGCACGAGUUCGAUACGGCCCAGCUACAGUGGCGAUCUUCUGUUACGGGAAAGACAUACAAGCUCCAGCGAAGCACCACAGUCGUCGACGCUACGUACAUGAAAGUGAAGGUGCCAUCCAUGGCUCCCCCAUCCUACGAAGUCGCAGGCGUAGAGUUGGUCACGCCGAAUGCCUUGCCCAAGGCAAGUCGACCGUAUGGCGGAUACACGGUAGUAGGCGCUGGCAAGACAGGAAUUGAUGCGUGCCUAUGGAUUUUGAACCAAGGAAUAGAUCCGAAACAGAUUACCUGGAUCAUGCCACGGGAUUCGUGGUACUUCGAAAGAGGCGGAUUGCAGCCCGGACCAGAAUUCGCCGCCAGCACUGCGAACAGUAUCAACGACAUCAAUGGUUCGGUCAUGCAGGCCACAUCUCCGGAGGAUCUCAUGCUCCGGCUUGAGUCCUGUCAGCAAGUUAUACGACUUACGGACAAAGUCUGGCCGACUAUGUUUCGAUGUGCAACCGUCUCUCUGGCCGAGCUCGAACAAAUCCAGCGAAUUGAAAACAUUGUUCGUCAGGGUCGUGUCGCACGUAUCGAUUCUAGCGGAGUACAUUUUGAGAAUGGUUCUUCCCACAAAGCAGUGCCCGACACCAUAUACAUCGACUGUACCGCCGACGCCCUAGCGAAACUCGACCCAAAGCCCAUAUUCGAUGCCGAAACAAAAACCCUCACACUCCAAUCCGUCCGUUUCUGUCAACAAGUCUUCAGCGCAGCCUUUAUCGCUCACGUUGAAGCCACCUACACCAACGACCUCAACCUCAAAAACGAGCUCUGCCGCGUGAUCCCUCAUCCGAAUGAAUGGAUCGAUUACAUGAUUGUAAACCUUCAAACUCACCGCAAUGGUCUCACAUGGGCGAGUCAUCCCAAGACGGCUGAGUGGCUAGCUCAAGCACGCUUGGAUUGGUAUGGUACAUUCUUGCCUAAAGCGCCGGAAGAUCCAAUACAAGCGAGGGAAUUUUAUUCUGCUGUCGGGGCACAGAUACAAGGGUUGUGCGGUAAGCUGGAGGAAUUGUUAGGUCAACUUCCGGAGAAGGAUGCGGCGAGAGCUAAAGCUCAGAUAGCUGGUAUGUAG